Molecule: messenger RNA, 2000 nt
Organism: Styela clava
Lineage: Eukaryota; Metazoa; Chordata; Ascidiacea; Stolidobranchia; Styelidae
Source: RefSeq, a predicted model, not a curated record
AUUUUUAUCCUUACAGUUUUAUUCUAAGUCAAAUUGUAUGAUAUAUAGUGGGAUUGGUAGAAGAUUAUUUCAUUUGAAUGAAAUUGAUAAUGCCUAAAAAAGUUUUCACUUGUGCUGGACUGAUAGUUUUUCUCAUAACUGGUACAUAUUUGGCUACAAGACAUACAGAGUCAGAUUAUCUAAGGAUCAUAAAAUCUACAAAUAACGUUCAAAAUGAAACAGAGCCGAGCUCUGGGAAGAUUACCAAGGAGGGGAAAGCUGAAUCAACAUCAUUGGAUUCAAAAACUAAAUCUGAAUCAUCUCUACCUGGCAAAUCGAAAAUUUCAGUGACUCUUAAUGCAAACAACACAAAACUAUCGAUUGAUUAUAGCACUCAUAAUGUUACACAGAAUACAAGUUCUAUCACAACAGUGGCAACAAAAACAUCAAAUAUUUCAGCAAUCAAUGCAACUACACAUACUUCUGUAAACAUGACACAUUCUACGAUUGUUACCGUCACACCAAAUCCAACUUCAAACACAACAAGUGCAGUCGUUGCUUCACAUACUACACCAUCAGCUUCUAUUGCUAAAAAUGCUUCUAUCAAUGCUACAACACAGCCUAAUGCUGCAGCCGCCACAGGAAGUUCAGUUCAAUCAACGACAGGUUCUCAUCAAACACAAAGGGAAGUGACUUCUUCACAACAACUCACAAGUAGUACAGUAAAUGGAACACACAAUAGCACGGUGAAUGGAACGCUGACUGGAUCUAAACCAACUUCAAAAGGCUUAUCACCUGUUCUUGCUACAGUCGUUGCUGUAGGUUGUGGUCUAGUUUUAAUCGUUGUUAUUGCUGUUGCAAUCAAAAUAUUUAAGAAUAUCAAGACAUUCCGUUUUAGUCGCCUGCAUGAGAUGCCGAUGGAUGACUUUGAUGAUUACUCAGGAGUCUAUGCAGAGCAUACUGUUCCAAUUAGGCCACUGUAAACAAUGAAUCAAAUCGAGACUGACGACAUAAUUAUGAUGAUCACUGUAUUGCAUAUUUAUGGAACAUUUUACUGCGGUGCAUAUAUUUCAGAUUUUUUGUUCCUUAUGUACAUAUUCCACUGUGUUGUGACUGCACUUCUGAUGUAUUUAUUUGCGCCACUGCCGGCCUAUUGAAAGCCAUGUUUAUCUAGAUAGGGUCUAACUAGUGGGGCUUUCUUUGACCAUGUUUCCCAUGAACGCCAUUAUGGCAAAACCGCUUGCUUGCGGUGAAUGAUGAAAUUUAGCCCGAGACAUAUAUAUUUGUCUAUUGAAGGACCUCAUUUUAGCAGAUUUGACUACGAUCUGAAAUGCCAUGCUCGGCAAACAAUUAUAAAGCUUCGAUAAAUCUAUGUGUAUAAGGGGUCGAAGAUUAUCAUGUAUUUUUUCCUUCGAUUAAUCCGUUCUUCCCAUUCAAAUGAGACCUGCUUUAUAGUUUGAAUGUUUAUGGCUCUAGACUGGAGACACCAAGCGCAACUAAGAUAAAACUGGAAACUGAUUUUACUAAUAUUUUAUAACAUAAGUCUAGUGUUGGUGAUUUCAUUUUUUUUUUUUUUUAAAUGUGUCUGAAAUUCCCAUGCCUGACAUGUCACAUUGCUCUAUUUGUAACCAUGUACACAUUCUCUGUCUGUAUCUUUCCUCUUAAGCACAAUGUCCCAUACUUUUGUUCCAAUUUUAUUUCCUCCGGCAUUAAACAUUCCAGGCAGUUGCCAAGCAUCACUUCAGAUUAGUUUUAAAAGCCCUGUGUUGGAAAUAGUAGAUUGGCAAAAAUGAUUGUGGUGUUUUAUUACGUUUUUAUAGCAGCGUUUCAUUGAAAUAGUGCUUGUUACAUAAUUAUAUGCAAGCUGGGUGUGGCUAGCCUAGGACUUUUUAUUAGAAACUAAUUUAAAGUUACAGCAACAAUACUAAUGAUUUUCAAUUAACAGUAAUGACAGGCAACAAAAUGAUCAAAGCUUCUGUGCAUUUUAAAACACUGUUGCAAUAAAAAGGUUUUUCUGUGUA